AUGGAACAUUCAGCGCAGAAAAAGAGCAGGGCAAAGUCGUGUACAGCAUGUCGCCAGGUUAAGCUCAAAUGUGACGCUCGAGAAACGUAUCCAUCACCUUGUUCGCGAUGUAAAAAUGGCAAAUACGAGUGCAAAAUGGACGCAUCUUUCAAGAGGGUGGCGACGAGACGGCGUGUCGAGGAGCUCACCAACCAGCUUAAUUCAGUCCAACGAGCUUUAGCAUUUGAACAGCUCGCAGAUGUUCCGAAUACGGAAACAUUUCAACCACCAGCCCAUACCAUGUCCGCCUCGUCCACUACGCCUUCGGACCAAGCACACACAACCCACUCACUUUACAACGUGCCUCAGCCGACCACUUCCACUGAGGCCCCUGUGAUGGACACCCCUUGGUUUGACCGAAACAUCCUCACAUCUCAACCGAACCCCGCUUUUUGGACUCUUGAUAGAGUCAUAAUUGAUCACCAAACUGUGAUGGACUUAUUCCAGCAAUUCAACGAUUUCUAUUUUCCACAUCUACCCAUCUUUGAGCCUGUUACCUCUUUGGAAGAGCUGUAUACCUCGGCUCCAACUCUGUUCUGGGGUAUUGUCUACAGCGCUAGCCUUCACCAUCCUGAACACUGGAAUGUUCACGAUCAAUUAAGAGACGCAUAUCAAUCACUCCUAGAAAAAACAACAUCGAGGCCAAUUCAGGUCUUUGCAGAGUUACAGGCGUUGAUUCUGAUAUGUCACUGGCCUUUAGAGAUAGUCUCGCAAAGUGAGGACCCAAGCUGGGGCCACUGCGGACUGGUCGUAAAUACUGCGCUGCAUAUGGGCUUGGACAAAUUCCAGGACGAGGUCUUGUUUGGCCAUCGGAGAGCAAAGUUUACUCUUAGGCUCGUGCGACCGAGGAACCGCAUGAUGACCUGGAUGAAGUGUUUCCAGAUCAGUUGUCAAUUGAGUGCGUGGCUAGGACUACCACCUCCGAUUUCAUCAUCAUCAAGCUUACACAAGCUUACAUUACUCUACGACGAUAGCACUAUACCCCUUGAGGUGAUUGCAAUGACGGAGAUACAACGCCAAUACGCUAGAAUCACCACCAUCUUCGAAGAAAGCAACAAUGAGCCGUCUCUAACUCUAGUUCAAAUGUUCAUAUAUGACCUUGACGACGUCAAAAGGCGUUUCUCUUCAGCAUGGACGAUACCCUGCGAAAUUAAUUUUCUUGGUGUAAAAUUAUACAUCUUAGCGAUUCCACUGGUAUCAAUCGACCAACAGCGACUCGCUUCUCUCCAAGGGUCAGAUACCGCCACAUUUAUGCACACGAUAUUGCAAGGAGGACAUUCCGCAGCUUUAAGACUGACCAACCUAAUGGCCGAGAUAGGUGGUCCCCAGAACCUCCCACGAGAACCACGCUGUGCGCCAUACGAGACAGGUGGCUGUCCUAUCUUGGCCCACCCGAAAACUCAUUUCCGCCUCGUGUACUACGCCUGCGUUGUCCUUCUCAAGUAUCUUGACUGCAAUCACUCCGCCUCUCCAGGCGAUAAAGAAGCCGCCAGAAACGCUGUAUCGAGCACAUACCAGCUCUUCAACAACCUCCGCACCUCUCCCCAGCAUGUCCGCGCAGCUGCCUCCCUGGAGGUACUUGCUCGGACCAUAGUGCCAAACAAGGAACGAAUGGCGACCAAUGUCAAGAGCCGCAUGGGGGCGUCACUGAUGUACAACGCUAUCUGGACGGCGGCGAAUAUACGAGGCUAUCAUCUUGACCCGAAGUACUCAGUCGACGCAUCGCCCGUGGCACACCGCAACUCUCUUACCCCAAGUUCUUCAACAAACGCCGCGGACCUCAGUCGUACGACUACUCAUGAAGUCCGUCCCAGCGCGGCUCCAAUAGCGGAGCCCAUGCUACCCGCGAUCAACCAUGGCAUGAACGAUAACUUCCCUUGGGGCGUUUGGGACAACGGGUUGUUUGAUGCGCUAGGAUUCAGCUGGGAAGACCAGCCAUAUGCGGAGAUUGCUGGGAACAUGGACUUCUUCUAAACCGGGUACAUCGCAUCGCAAAAGCCGUUGUUUUCAACACCACCUCUUCCACUGGCUGCUGGGAUGUGAC
Molecule: messenger RNA, 2083 nt
Organism: Mytilinidion resinicola
Lineage: Eukaryota; Fungi; Ascomycota; Dothideomycetes; Mytilinidiales; Mytilinidiaceae
Exons: 5
Coding region: 1-2013 (670 amino acids)
Biological process (GO): regulation of DNA-templated transcription; DNA-templated transcription
Cellular component (GO): nucleus
Molecular function (GO): DNA-binding transcription factor activity, RNA polymerase II-specific; zinc ion binding; transcription cis-regulatory region binding
Source: RefSeq, a predicted model, not a curated record